Cottoperca gobio is the source of this 1789-nucleotide messenger RNA. RefSeq names its product JunB proto-oncogene, AP-1 transcription factor subunit b (gene junbb). The record is from RefSeq and is a predicted model, not a curated record. Gene Ontology annotation, cellular component: transcription regulator complex. The transcript has a single exon. Bases 343 to 1323 code for a protein of 326 amino acids. Lineage: Eukaryota; Metazoa; Chordata; Actinopteri; Perciformes; Bovichtidae. Gene Ontology annotation, biological process: regulation of transcription by RNA polymerase II; regulation of cell population proliferation; regulation of cell cycle. Gene Ontology annotation, molecular function: RNA polymerase II cis-regulatory region sequence-specific DNA binding; transcription factor binding; DNA-binding transcription factor activity, RNA polymerase II-specific.
CCCGAAUGAACACACCUCAACAAGCACCAAGAGCAGCACAUCCAGCAACUAGUAGGAAUUCCGAGUGAUAACUUUUCCUUCACAGGACUGCGAAGAAAGCAGCAAUCAGACACUGGGAGAGUCUUUUACCUGCCGACACUGAGCUGCAGACAAUUUUUUGUUGGACCUUGGACUUUCACUCUUUCUCUUUUAGUAGUGAUUAUUAAUUCCAUUUUGAUUUUGGGACACUGUUGACAGAAGAAGAGUGCCUGAGUUGAUGCAUGCUCUCUGCUGACACUGACAUUUGUUGACUAUCGAGAGUUUCUAUAAGCGGCUGGUAAGCUCACGUUUCCUACGACUUUAAUGUCUACAAAGAUGGAACAGCCUUUUUAUCAUGACGACUCGUUUCUGUCGGCUUACGGCCAAUCAGAUGUGGCAAUGCACGACUACAAACUGCUAAAGCAGAAUAUGAAUUUGAACUUGACAGAGCCCUAUCGCAACCUGAAAUCCCAGCUGAGGGCGGAGAUAGACCCGUACCAAGUGGGGCACUACGACGUGGGGUCCCUGAAGCUCGCAUCCCCGGAGCUAGAGAGGCUCAUCAUCCAAAACAGUAACGGGGUGAUCACCACUCCCACCCCGGGCCAGUACUUUUACAACCGGGGCAUCACCGAUGAGCAGGAGGGCUUCGCCGAGGGGUUUGUGAAAGCCCUGGACGAGCUGCACAAGAUGAACCAGAUGCCCCCUCCAAACGUGUCGAUCGGAGCCGGUGGAGUUACGACGUGUUCGGCGGCGGCCUCUAGUGUCUUCGGCUCUUCCUUGCAGCCGGAACCUCCCAUCUACACAACACUGAACGCCUACUGCCCGAACACGAGCCUCUCUUCCGCAUCCAGCUACCCCACAGCCACCAUCAGCUACCUGCCGCCGCACCAGCACAGCCACCCGCAGACCUCCUCGCUCGGAAAUUUCCAGCACUCUCUCCCCGGCUCCGGGCUCCAUGUGCAGCGGCUCGUCGCUCUGAAAGAGGAACCUCAGAUUGUACCUGACCUACUGAGCAGCGACGGCUCGCCUCCGAUGUCGCCGAUUGACUUGGACACGCAAGAGAGGAUCAAGGCGGAGCGCAAGAGGCUGAGAAACCGGCUGGCGGCGACCAAAUGCCGCAGGCGCAAACUGGAGCGCAUCGCCCGGCUGGAGGAUAAGGUGAAAGGUCUGAAGAACGACAACGUGGGGCUCUCCAACACAGCGUCGGUGCUCCGGGACCAGGUCGCCCAGCUCAAACAGAAAGUCCUGACACAUGUGAGCAGCGGCUGUCAGCUGAUGCUUACAAGCAAGUUGGAGGCGUUUUAAAACAACAGAGACUACUAACUGACUGAAAAGUAAUAACACUGGACUUCUGCUUGUGCAGCACUGGGAUAUGAUGUGUUGUCCGCAUCGACAGCAGCACAGGGCCGAGGGCUACGUGUAGACAACUCUUUAUUUAGGGUGAAAAGACUGAUUGAAAUGGUACUUCCGGAUGCUGGACAUCGCUCUAAGCACCUUUCAGCCCUUGACACCGGGGCAGCAUCCAGACUGAGCAGACACUGAGCAACACAGCGGGAACUCAGGCCCAUGAGUCGGGUUUACUAAUGGUAGAAAAUGGGAAUGAUUAUUGUAAUUCUUUGUACUUUUUGCAACUGAUAUUGUCAUGCAAAUGUGUAAAUUAUUUUUGUUUGUCCGGUUGAUCCAGACAAACUAAUGAUGUCCAAUGUUUACACUGUCUUUUUUUUUGUGAUGUGUAUUUAAGUAAAGUGUCUUAAAAUGAAACUGAAAUGGU